Molecule: messenger RNA, 2457 nt
Organism: Penicillium subrubescens
Lineage: Eukaryota; Fungi; Ascomycota; Eurotiomycetes; Eurotiales; Aspergillaceae
Exons: 10
Coding region: 1-2457 (818 amino acids)
Biological process (GO): carbohydrate metabolic process
Cellular component (GO): vacuole
Molecular function (GO): beta-galactosidase activity
Source: RefSeq, a predicted model, not a curated record
AUGGGAUUUACGGGAGUUUCCUUCUAUGUGGACUCGGGUUUUGUUGAGGGCAACCCAGGUCACGUCUCAACGGAUGGCAUAUGGAGCCUGGAUGAAUUCUUCGACGCUGCUACCCAAGCAGGUAUAUACCUCAUUGCUCGACCAGGUCCAUACAUCAACGCAGAAACUUCAGCAGGAGGCAUUCCUGGUUGGGUUCUACGAAAGAAUGCUACCAUCCGCUCAGACAAUCCAGAGUAUCUCAACACAACCAUCAACUACAUGAACACUAUGGGUCGGAUAAUUGAAAAGGCUCAAAUCACCCAUGGAGGACUGGUGAUAUUAGUGCAGCCCGAGAACGAGUAUUCCACUUGGCCUGGCGUGACCGAUUACCCAUCAUCAACGAAUCGAAGGUACAUGGACUUCGUGGGGAAGCAGCUCCUCGAAGCCGGCAUCACUGUUCCACUCAUAGUCAACGAUAAUGUGGCAAUGGGCUACUGGGCGCCAGGAUCUGGUCUGGGAGUGGUAGAUAUCUACGGAAUUGAUUCCUACCGACUACGCUAUAAUUGCGCACACCCAACUAUUUGGCCGACUUACCGGUUCCCAUAUAAUUGGCAGGGAGGCUCUGGAGAAGGAUGGGGAGGAGUUGUUCAAGACAAGUGCGGAGAACUUGUAAACGCAGAGGCUGCCCGAGUGGUCUACAAGAGCAAUUAUAGCUUUGGCGUGAAUAUUUUUAACAUAUAUAUGACGUACGGUGGCACAAACUGGGGCAACCUCGGCUACCAUGGUGGGGACACCUCCUACGACUAUGGCGCAGCCAUCAUAGAAGAACGAGACAUUUGUUGGGUGUCAACGGUUCGUAUGGAGCACCGGCUUCAAUCGCAGUCACACCUCUUCUCCGGAAUGUAUAGCCUCGCAGUCUCUACAAGUGUCGGAACCAUCAGCAUUCCUCAGCUCGGAGGCAGCUUGACCCUCAACGGGCGCGGUUCCAAAUUUCACGUCACAGAUUAUGAUCUGGACAGCAUCAACCUGAUUUAUUCGACAGUAGAAAUAUUCACAUGGGCAAGGGGACUCGGAUCGUCUCGAGUCUUAGUCUUGUAUGGUGGUGCUGGCGAAACACACGAGUUCGCUCUGUCGCGCCAUCUUGGAAAUCCGGCCAUAAUCGAGGGAGACAAUGUCUCAUUCUACCCGAAAGACUCAAUGUGGGUUGUACGCUGGCAAGUCAGACGCUAUCGCAGUGUUAUCAGGUUAUCAAACUUGGAGAUAUACCUUGUUUGGCGCAACGAGGCGUACAACUACUGGGCGUUGGAGCUGCCAGCGUCGCACCCGAUCGGGAAUUUCUCGUCGCCAUCUAAGGAGAUGGUUAUCGUCAAAGCUGGCUACCUUGUUCGUAGUGCUAAGUUGGUCAACAAGCAGCUCUGGCUGUCUGGUGAUGUCAACACGACAACAAAGAUCGAAGUCAUCUCCACACCCGUUGGACAAUUGGAAGGAUUGGUCUUCAAUGGACAGCAAAAGAAUACAUCGUGCACAACAACGGGCAAAUUGUCUGCUAUUAUCGAGUACCAACCGCCAAUGCUUGACAUUCCAGAUUUGACCAAUCUGCGGUGGAAGUACAUAGACACACUCCCGGAAAUCAAAUCAUCAUAUGACGACUCUGCUUGGCAGUCCUGCGACAAACUCCUCACCCACAAUCCCUGGGAUCAGGACACUCCUACGAAUUUGGAUGCCAUGGGCUAUGGCUUCCAUACUGGAUCCUUGCUGUAUCGGGGUCACUUCUCCGCAAAUGGGCAUGAAUCGUACAUUUGGCUCAACCUCAGGAGGAAUUGGAUUCCGUCAUUCUCCCUGUCUUCCGGAACUCAGCACAUUCUCUCCGUAUUGAUCGACAAUAUGGGUCAGGAUGAGGUAGCGCCCGGUACAGAUGCCAUCAAGUUCCCUCACGGCAUUCUCGGAUACCAAUUAUCCAACCAUGCGCAGACCGAUGUCUCUUGGAAAGUGACUGGUAACCUUGGGGGUGAGCAGGUUAUCACUAUCACAGUUCCCCCCGACUCUGAGUGGGAAGUAUCAAGCCCGUUCAAGAGCGGCUUGUCAAAAGCCGGCGUUGGGUUUUACACAACAUCCUUUCGCCUCAAUAUUCCGGAUGGCUGGUUUGUCCCUUUCAGCAUUGCGUUCAACAAUUCCACUGCAGGCGAUUCGUCCCAGAGACCCAAUGGACUAAAUUAUCGCUGCCAGCUAUACGUCAACGGAUACCAGUAUGGAAAGUAUAUUAACAACCUGGGGCCCCAGAAGUCGUUUCCGGUCUCGGAAGACAUCCUCAACCACAAUGGUAUCAACUACAUAGCGUUGACUCUAUGGGCUCAGGAUCCUCAGGGAGCAAGACUCGGUGGCUUGGAUCUGGUACCAAGCAUGCUCGUCCGCUCCGACUAUGUCAAACGACGACGUGCACCCCAACCUGCUUGGGCGCCUCGAUCGGGUGCAUACUAG